Molecule: messenger RNA, 2526 nt
Organism: Nannizzia gypsea CBS 118893
Lineage: Eukaryota; Fungi; Ascomycota; Eurotiomycetes; Onygenales; Arthrodermataceae
Product: molybdenum cofactor sulfurase
Exons: 2
Coding region: 1-2526 (841 amino acids)
Biological process (GO): Mo-molybdopterin cofactor biosynthetic process
Molecular function (GO): pyridoxal phosphate binding; molybdenum cofactor sulfurtransferase activity; molybdenum ion binding
Source: RefSeq, a predicted model, not a curated record
AUGGUUUCCAUCGAAGACUCUCCCUCCUAUUACAAGAAGCCUGUUGAGAAGAUCCGAGCAGAUCAAUAUCCCCUGCUGAAAGAUACGACAUACCUUGAUCAUGCAGGGACAACCCUCUAUGCGAAAUCUCUAAUAGAGUCAUUCUCGCAGCGCCUAACAAGCAAUCUCUUUGGGAAUCCCCACUCAGCGUCUUCGUCUUCCCAAUUAUCAACCAGUAUAAUCGACGAUGCGCGGCUACGAGUCCUUCGUUUUUGUAAUGCAAGCCCAGAAGACUUUGAUGUCGUCUUUGUGGCUAACGCAACGGCUGGAAUAAAGCUUGUUGCAGAAAGCUUACGGGAUAAUGAACCAGAGGGGUUCUGGUACGGAUAUCAUGUCGAUUCUCAUACCAGUCUGGUUGGUGUCAGAAACAUGGCGGAUCUCGGAAGCAGAUGCCUUGUAACUGACCACGAGGUAACCAGUUGGAUUAACCAGCUGCACAAUGACUACAAUAAGCCAGAGUCCCCCUGUCUGACUCUCUUUGCAUACCCAGGCCAAUCAAACAUGACUGGUCGCCGGCUACCACUCAGCUGGUGCAAGGAAGUUCGUGCCUGCAUCGGCAAAGACAGGAAAUGGAGAGCUUUCACUUUGUUCGACGCUGCAUCCCUGGCCUCUACGUCGCCCCUGGAUUUAAGUGACACUGCCUGCGCACCGGAUUUUACCGUUGUCAGCUUCUAUAAGAUCUUUGGUUUUCCUGACCUCGGAGCUCUCAUCGUUCGCAAAGAUGCUGGCCAUCUUUUUCAGAACAGAAAGUAUUUUGGCGGAGGCACAGUUGGGAUGGUCUUAGCUGUUGGAGAACAAUGGCAUGCCAAAAAGGACUCCACUCUUCACGACCAGCUUGAAGAUGGCACCUUACCUUUUCAUAACAUUGUUGCCUUACAUUCCGCAUUUGACGUGCAUGAACGUCUUUACACCUCUAUGGAUAAUAUAUCUCGCCAUACUGCAGAAAUGGCCAGGAUACUAUACGAUGGACUCUCAUCUUUGGAGCAUGGAAAUGGCGCAAAAGUUUGCCAGAUCUACAAAGGACCGGGAGGAUAUGCCGAACGCACCCUCCAAGGUCCCAUCAUAUCAUUCAAUUUGAAAGACAGCACUGGACGCUGGAUAAAAAAGUCAGACGUGGAAAGGCUAGCUGCUGUCAAAAAUAUUCAGAUUCGUUCCGGCACACUAUGCAAUCCUGGCGGGAUGGCGUAUUAUCUCGGCCUGAAGCCGGGUGAUAUGAAACGCAACUACAAUGCUGGACAGCGAUGUGGAGAUGAUAAUGAUAUCAUUGCUGGAAAGCCUACGGGUGGCCUUCGUGUCAGCCUAGGUGCCAUGACAUCAAAGCAAGAUAUCAAUACCUUUCUUGACUUCAUUCGAAACUUUUACGUGGAAAACUGCAUAAUUAGUGAGCCGAAACCUCAAAAAGGAACUCUAAACCCAGCUAUCCAACCAUCACCAUCACACUUUUAUAUCGAGAAGCUCUGUAUCUAUCCGAUUAAGAGCUGCGGAGCAUUCACUAUCCCCGGAUCGACGGAAUGGAACGUCAAGCCAGAAGGACUAGCUUGGGACAGAGAAUGGUGUUUGAUACAUCAAGGAACUGGUUCCGCUUUGAACCAGAAAAGAUACCCACGAAUGGCGCUGAUACGGCCUGUCAUUGAUCUCCCUAGAAGCACUCUACGAGUCACCUUGCCAAGUCCGGGGCCACACGGAGAUACCAUGGAGAUACCAUUAUCUGUUGAUUCCACUGAUCUUGCUGAAGGACAGCUUUGCAGAAAUUUUACAAAACAGCAAUCGACCGUUUGUGGAGAUACGGUCUCGGUGCAAGUGUAUAAAUCUGCUCGGCUAGCAAGCUUCUUCUCAGAUUUCCUUGGUGUUCCUUGUACGCUUGCAAGAUUUCCGCCACAGCAGCAUCAUUCAGCAGCACGAUUCUCUAAAUCAUACCGAAACCCUAUUAAGGAGCUUGUACAUAACCCGAAUGCCGUAGACAAGAUACCAGGAGCCUUUCCCGAACCUAUUGCAUCGGGCACACGACGUCCUAUUCUCUUAUCCAACGAAGGACCUAUCCUCAUUAUAUCUCGUUCAAGCGUUAAUAAUGUCAACGAAAGUAUAAAAUCAUCCGGCAAACCGAACUCCGCCUCCAGGACCGUUGCAGCAGAUGUAUUCCGGGCCAACAUCAUUGUCUGCGAAAAAGCUGCUGCUCCCGCAGCUGAUCUCGUCCCGGCUUAUCGACCAUCAGCCGUUUGUGAACAACCAUAUAUUGAAGAGCUCUGGACUGGAUUCCAGGUUGGAGAUGCUCAUUUUGACGCUCUUGGGUCUUGUCAGAGGUGUCAAAUGAUCUGCAUUGACCAGCAUACUGCGACACGUAGCGAUGAGCCGUUCUCUACGCUGGCAAAGACUAGGAAGGUUGAUGGAAAGGUUUACUUUGGUAAACAUGUUUGUUUAUCUAACAAAUCUGAGGAUAAACCUAUAACAAUCAAAACGGGUGGGUUACUGAUUCCAUUUUACAAUUGA